AUGCGGAUCAUGCAACUACCAACCCAUAGUGAGGAUGACCUCCGACGGCACCAGAGGCGAAUGCAUGAUCAGAGGCCAAGUGACAAUCGCCGGGUACGGCCGUACACGGCAGGGCGUGAAAACCCAAGAUAUGCAGCGAGUAGGCGGGAGCCGGAGGACAAGAGAGUAAGGGGAAGAGGAAGCGAGGAGACGCGUGCAGAGGUGAGUCGCCCAUCUCCUGAGGUCAAGAUUACCGCGACCCCUUCAAUGACGGCCCCAUCCACGCCCCCACAACAGAUGGUGAAUGAAAGAUUUCUGCAAAUACAUCCCUCCCCUUCUGCCAUGUCGGUCGAGCUCAACAAAUUUGAGCCGGGUCCAACCCUCACCACUGCCGAGCUAAUGGAUCUAAUGGAAAGCUUAAAAACGCCUAGUCCCCCGUCCAGAAGAAGCAGCCCAACAAGAGGAGUUCCCUCUCCCCUCCCCCCAGAUCAGCCAAUAGAAGUGUCAGCCACUCCGGCGUCACCCGUGAGUAAGUGGGUGGACGCCAUUGAAGAGCGAAUCACCGAGCUUUUGCCGCCACCACCCUCAGCUGAGAAGAAACCGAGAGAAGAUGGAGAUGCAACCACUAUCGCGGCCCCACUAGCCCCAGCAGCUGAACAUGCUGAAGAAAUCGUCCCAAGACCCCCGAUCACCCCUGCAACAUCCUUGACCACCGAGGCGGCCGAGAUCACCGCCAGACCCCCGACUGCGGCCCCUGAAGUCCCUCCUAGCCUGCCCCCCCCCCCCCAUGACCCGCGGUUUGUACGAAGUCGUCGGCCGUCGUCCGCCCCUAAGACAACCGCGGGAGCUGAAGUGGAGUGGAUGAGACUUCAAGCCCGCGCUGAUCCAAACGCCGUAAGACGAAGGGAAGACACCCUUCAUCCCAUCGAUUUCGGGUUGACAGUGCGCCUUGUGACGGAGACGGCUACCUUCCCAGACGGACGUGAAUUUUCUACAAGCUUCACAGAAUACACCCUGCCCUCCCAGCCGAAGACCCCAAGAGCCUGGACCCGGGAUCACGAGUUGUAA
This is a messenger RNA of Patiria miniata (bat star), 1047 nucleotides long. RefSeq names its product extensin-like. Bases 1 to 1047 code for a protein of 348 amino acids. The record is from RefSeq and is a predicted model, not a curated record. Lineage: Eukaryota; Metazoa; Echinodermata; Asteroidea; Valvatida; Asterinidae. The transcript has a single exon.